AUGACAAAUCCAAAAGGUUAUCGUCGUGGUACGCGUCAUUUAUUUGCACGCGAUUUCAAAAAGAAUGGUCGCAUUCCUUUGGCUACCUAUAUGAAAAUCUAUAAACGUGGUGAUAUCGUCGAUAUUAAAGGUAAUGGUGCUGUACAAAAAGGUAUGCCACAUAGAUUCUAUCAUGGUAAAACUGGUCGCGUUUUUAAUGUAACUCGACAUGCUGUUGGUAUCAUUGUUAACAAACGUGUUCGUUACCGCAUUAUUGCUAAACGAAUUAAUGUCCGCAUUGAACAUAUUAAACACUCACAAUGUCGUGCUGAUUUUCUCAACCGUGUUAAACUUAAUGAACAAUUGAAACGAGGUGCCAAAGAAACUGGAAAGAGUGUACCACUCGCUAGUAUUAAACGACAGCCACAAGGUCCACGACAACAACAUUUGGUUCAAACAGGUGGCAAUAAACCACAAAUCGUUGAACCAAUUCCAUAUCAAUUCGUAGCAUAA
Molecule: messenger RNA, 492 nt
Organism: Rotaria socialis
Lineage: Eukaryota; Metazoa; Rotifera; Eurotatoria; Philodinida; Philodinidae
Source: the annotation of a GenBank genome assembly